CUCUGCUUCAAGGUAAACCCCUUUGCUUGCAUUCUGGGAAAGGUUGUUUUCUGUCCGACUACACUCCUCGGCUGGUUCUUGGGCAUAGUUUUUGUGUGAUAUUCAUCUGAGACCGAGACGGGGCCAGGAAGACCUGCACAACAGCCAUGUACCUGUAUCUGCUAGGGCUGGUGGUGAUCUACUACCUGUACCGCUGGGUUAGGGAGCUACCCAGGGUCCCUGACAAGGGCAACAAGUAUGUGUACAUCACAGGCUGCGACAGUGGCUUUGGCAACCUCCUGGCCCGCCAUCUUGACAAGAAGGGAUUCAGAGUUAUCGCCUCGUGUUUCAGCGAGAAGGGAGAAGAGGAUCUGAGGAAGGCCUGCUCCAGCAACCUUAUCACAACACACCUAGAUGUUAGGUCCAAGGACAGCGUUGCCAAAGUUGCAGCGAUGAUUAAGGACAAAGUUGGCGAGCGUGGCUUAUGGGCUGUGGUGAACAAUGCGGGUGUGUCUGUUCCUUCUGCCCCGAGUGAUUGGCUGACCAUCGAUGACUACAGAUCCAUGCUGGACGUUAACUUGAAUGGAGUGAUCGCAGUGACCCUGAGCGUCCUGCCGCUAAUUAAGAAAGCCAGGGGAAGGGUGGUCAAUGUAGCCAGUGUGUUUGGGAGGAUCAGUAUCACAGGAGGGCCAUACACUAUCUCUAAGUAUGGUGUGGAGGCUUUCAAUGACAGCCUCAGGUUAAACAUGGCGCCUUUUGGGGUGAAAGUCCUCUGCAUUGAGCCUGGCUUCUUCAAAACAAACGUGACUGACGCUACUAUCCUAACCAACAAUGUGAAUAUGCUGUGGAAUAGACUGCCCCAGGAGACCCGGGAUGACUAUGGAACUGAAUAUCUAAAAAAGAGCUUAGCGGUAAUAACAGACAAAGUUUCCAAGAUGAGUGAUGGAGAUCUGAUGAAGGUGGUCAGCUGUAUGGAGCAUGCUGUAUCCGCCGUGCGGCCCCGCACCCGCUACUCCCCGGGCUGGGACGCCAAGCUUUUCUGGCUGCCGCUGUCGUACAUGCCAUCCUGUUUCACCGAUUAUCUGAUCAGCCUAGACGCCAUUCCUAUUGCCAAGAAGGUGCAAUAAAUUGUGCUGUUUUUUCUGUAUCCACAUGUGCACAUUUUAUGCAAUUCGUAUACUACACGUUUAACAGCGUAUUACUGAUACUGUAAUGCACGUUUGUGUAACAGACAUUUGGCUGAAAUGUUGUUACAUAAAAUUUUCAAUAUUAAAACAUUA
Molecule: messenger RNA, 1259 nt
Organism: Etheostoma spectabile (orangethroat darter)
Lineage: Eukaryota; Metazoa; Chordata; Actinopteri; Perciformes; Percidae
Product: retinol dehydrogenase 7
Exons: 5
Coding region: 147-1106 (319 amino acids)
Biological process (GO): steroid metabolic process
Cellular component (GO): intracellular membrane-bounded organelle
Molecular function (GO): oxidoreductase activity
Source: RefSeq, a predicted model, not a curated record